UGCAUCGCUUUGUUUUGGACAAGCAAGUAUCAUCCAUCUCUUCUUUCCAGUGUGCUAUUUACACAGUAAUGAAUAAUAGUGCACUGCCCAGGUCAGCAGGAUUGGAUGUAUCUCAUUAUCCAACUUCUACUCAAAAAUCAAAGAUGACAAAUUUUUUGCAGUGGCGUGGAGAUGCUUUUCAGAUUAUUAUCAUUGCUGCCAUAUUCCUCAUCCUAAUCUACCUGUGGUCUAAAUUUUCAAAACGUUAUCGGUUUGUCUUACGAAAGAAAAUAGACUUGCCAGUGUUUGACGUCACUAGAGGUCACCGGUGGGUAAUGUUAGAAGCAUUUACGCGAACAACAUAUUGUACAGUGUGCGAAAGCAGCAUCAUGCAUGGUGGGUAUUGCGAUUCGUGCGGGAUUUGUGCAGAUGACACGUGUGUACAGGUUGCAAAUCGAGUCUUUCCAUGUAAAUUGCAUCCAUGCUUACCAAACAGGAGUAAACAGUACGGGAUUCAACACAGAGGAAACAAUGCAAUGUUUAAGCAUCAGUGGGUGCGUGGAAAUUUACCAAUUAGCAGUUAUUGCGAAGUAUGUAAGAAACUUUGUGGAAAUGAACCACGACUCUGUGGUCUUCGUUGCACUUGGUGUCAGCGAACGACACAUGAUGAAUGCGAAAAGAUUAAGUAUGAAAGUUGCGAUUUUGGAAAAUAUUGUAACAUAGUAAUACCUCCGAAUUGUUUACAUUUGGAUUUAGUCGGGUGGAGAGGAAGACGACAUUGGAGCGCUAGCGAGAUUGUUAACCCACCUUUAUAUCGGGAGUGGAGCCCCUUGGUUGUGUUAGCCAACAGAAAAAGUGGAAAUCAAGAGGGUGAACUUAUCUUACGAACAUUCAGGUCUCUUCUCAAUCCAGUACAGGUGAUUGAUUUAAGUGAACUUCCACCAGAGAGGGCGCUUCAGAUUUGUCAUUUGUUGCCUGAGAGAACAUUUCGUAUUCUUGUGUGCGGUGGAGAUGGCACCGUAGGCUGGGUUCUCAAUGCUAUUGAUAAAUUACAAAUACAGACAAGACCAAAGGUGUCCAUCUUACCCCUUGGCACUGGGAACGAUCUGGCCCGUGUGCUUGGUUGGGGGAAGGGUUAUGAUGGGGAGAACAUUGUACAGUGGCUUAAUGACAUAGAGAAGGCAACAGUAUCGUAUCUGGACAGAUGGACUACGACAAUACGCUACCAACCAAAGUUCAAGAUAAGACGUCCAAAUAAGGUUGUUACCAUGAAUAAUUACUUCUCUGUUGGCUGUGAUGCGCUUCUUGCUUUGAAUUUUCAUCGUCAGCGUGAGAGUAAGCCUCAUUGGUUUACAAAUCGCGUCAUUAACAAGGCCUGGUAUUUGGUCUUUGGUGCUAAGGAUGUUUUAGAACAAGGCUGCAAAAACCUCCAGAGGAAGAUUGAGUUGGAAUUGGAUGGACAGAAGGUCGAUCUACCUGACCUAGAGGGCAUUGUGGUGUUGAACAUCAGCAGCUGGGGGGCUGGGGUAGAGCUGUGGAAAGGCACAGGCCAACAAAAGUAUUCUCCAUCCAGUCACAGUGAUAAUGUUGUUGAAAUUGCUGGCUUUUAUUCAUCAUUUCACAUGGCCAGAAUCCAAGGUGGUCUUGCUGAUCCAGUCCGACUCGGACAAGCUAAGACAGUCAAGCUUACUAUCAAGAAAUUUCCAGUUCCUGUUCAAGUUGAUGGUGAACCGUGGAAACAAGGAGCGUCUACGGUCACCAUAAACCACUGCAACCAAGCGCUCAUGCUGAAAAGAAGCGAUUUUAGCGUGUAGUAAGUGUCUUGUAAGAAUACAAAAUACAGAAUCAUUAACAAAGAAAAAAAAAACAGUAAUACCCGUACCCGAGUCACACAAGACAAAAUGUUAUGCAAGAUGCCUGCUGGGGAAUAUUUAAAAAAGUGUUCCUUGCUAUGUCAUGUGAAAGUUCAUCGUUGUAAGAUAGCACACAAAUAAUGUAAUAUCCACGAAACAAGCAAGACAUUUACAGAGGACACUCACACUCAGUUGUGCACAUGCUUAUAGGACUUUCGCUGUGGCGUUGUGCAUAUCUUCACAGUCAGCAUAUUAAAUUAUACUGACUUAACAUGGUAAACUAUUUCAUGAAGAUCUUUUUUAAUAGACUAGCAAUGAAAUACUAAAACAGUAACAGAAAACAACCUUGAAAAUGAGGAAAAAGGAACGCAGAUCAAACCAAACACCACUGCACCGUUCCCAAGCAAUUUAAGGUGCAAGGCCCGCAAAGGCAGUACACACAGGUGCUCAAGUGAUGCUGGCAUUUAGACAUAGAUUAUACCCAGUCACAGGGAAACAAUAAGCUAUUAUGAUGUGCACAAUGAAAUAACAGUCCCUCCAAAAACGUUGAAAUAUGAAUGGAAGACAUGAUUUCGGUAGGACUAUCUUGGAAAGCAUGUAAUGUUCAGUAAGCAUCCUGUGUAACAUUUUGUCUUGUCAAACAGCCAUACAUCAAACAGCAGCAGGGUAAUCAUUCUUAUUUUUAUGAUUAUUUGAUACAAAUUUUAAUAAUAUUAAUAGCAUAAAUUUUGGCAUUUUCAGUACUUGCUAUUUUUUCACAAAAUCAUGUUUAGUUAAGUUUUAAUCUCAAAGUGGUAUGAGCAACAUAAUUGAACCAAUGACCUCGCAUGGAGAGUGCAAUCAAUGAUAAGUGUGAAAAAAUCUCCAAAUUCGAUGCAUUCAAUGUUAGAGUGAAGGAUCUUAAAUGGAUGGUAUAGUUUUUAGCUACUUCCAAUGGUAGCAUAGACUAUACGAUUGUUUGCUGUUGCAAAAGAAACUGUGAAUCAUAUUUUUUUUUAUGACAUAUUUUAUAUUUUAUUAUUUACUAUUAAAUAUAAAAAAAUUGAUCUAUAAUAACUCAUAAUUUGUCUCAAAAGUAUAUUUUGCAUGGGAACUUUUCUACAUUUUUAAAUAAUUAUAUAAUUUUCUAUUUCUAUUGUUUUCUGAUUUUUUUUGUUUAUAUAAAUAUAUCUGUUGUUAAUUUUUGUUACUUGUUAGUAAUUAUGAUUAUGAUGAAAUGAUGUUUAUAUUGAGUGUGUGGUGAUUAGCAUUAGGAUGACUAUGCUUUAUUUAAUGAUAAUUAGGGUGUUUUAAAUUGUUACCAUCUUCAUAAGGCCAAGAAAAAAAUACCCAGUUUCUUGUCCAAGUCUUUUUUGCUGUAACCUCAAUUUUUGUGUAUAAAAAGUGACUUAGAUACCAAUUUACCUCCGUUUUUUAUACAAAAAAUAUGCUUUGGAGAGAGUAGCACACAGAAUGCAGAUUAGCAACAUUGGGGGUUGUUGCCUACUGCAUUGUAGUGGAACAUCUAGGUAUAUAGAUGCAAAUGGAUUUGUGCACAGGAAUAGCAUGCAUCCCUUACUUUUACCUGUGUAGAUCAGAUUUCAUUACAAUGUUGACAGCGUCACCACCUCAUUUCGAAUAGAUGAUGACCUCCUUCCCUUUUAAAAAGUUUUGAUGAAACUAAUUUUUUUUUAAUAUGCCCGUCCAUAAUAAUUAUUUUUAUGAUGUUGUGUUUUAUAUCUUCUUUUUCGUCAUCAUCAUCAUAAUCAGAUAAAAAUAAUUAAAUUGUUAUUUGAAUACAUUAUUUUGCUACAACUCUUUUUGAUAAAGAUUUCCAUUUUUAUAUUUAACAUGUAACACCUUGCAAUAUGAGAUUUGAAAAAAAUGUACACAAAUUAAUAUUGAUGUUACUCUCGUAAAAGUAUUUUUUUCCCCCUCUAGGGUCCUCCUUUUGUUUUGCACUGUUGAAGCUUGUCAACUACUGUGGUAGUCAAUGACAACCACUUGUUCUGUCGAUUCAGAACGGUUAAGAACUUUAUUAUUAUUUAUUAUACAUAUUUUUUCCCAAAUUUUACUAAAAUUAUUUUUUUUUUAAUAGAAAUUUAGAUUCUUCUUCCUAAACUAACCAUUCCAUUUAGCAGUAAUUUUCUUAGUUUUUUUUAUUGGUAUUUUUCUUGAGAAUGUAUUUGUUACAAGUAAAUUUAUGAAAUUCAUAUUCUGCAUAAUUAUAAAAAAUGCUUCCUCAUUCCACAAAGAAAACAUUAAUUGGUAGAUUUUUGUUUAUGAAAUUUUAUGUAAUUAAUUAUAUUGCAUAAAAGGAAAUUUUGUUCAUGUUUUUUUUUAAAUUCUGGAAUAAUUGUUCAUGUAUUUAUAAAUAUUAUUUCAAUUUAUCUGGACAAAAUGAUUGUUUUUACAUCUCAGGAAAGUAAAGGUUGUUCAUAUGCCAGAUUGCCAUAUAUGGCUAUGAGUUGCUAUGUAUGAAAAAUUCCCAUAUAUGUAGAUAACUUGUAUUAUAUUAUGUGUUGUAGAUUGUCAUUGUGAGGUACAUUUUUUAUGUUGGUAAAUUCUACAAUAGUGUGUUUUAUUGACAUAAAUUGGUGUAUAUAUUUAAGACAUGGAAUAUGGAACACCGGUAAAGCUUCAGACUUCAAAUUGAAAGGUUUGGGUUUGAAUCUGAAACCCACCAACUAUUGUACCUUUAGACUAAACACUUUAUCCAUUUUUUUCCUUUCCACAAUUGAGUUUGUAAAUGAAUGGUACCUGGUAGGACGCAUUAUGAUAGCUAAGUGGAUAUUCCAUAUGUUUAGUUUAAGAAGGGCAAUAAUGUGAAGCAAAUAGGAGCACUAUAUUAGACUGAAAUAUUGUUAUUAUUGUUGUAAUUGUUUUUAUUCUUAUUGAUAUUAUUAUUGUUGUAAUGUUAUGCUUGUCAUGCUAACAUGUUGAGGGCGUGGUCAUUUUUACAAGAAUCUUCUGUGAUAGAAACAAUCAAAAUGUUUUAUAUUUUGGUAAUCUAAUGCUGUUAUUAUAAAUGAUGCAUAACUAUUAAAUACUGUUAACAUUACAAACAGUGGAAAUUUAUAAUUAAUGUUGGUGCUGCCCAAACUUUUAUAUUACAUAUUGAAAGAUGCAAGAAUGUUAAAACAUCUAAAAUAUUAAUGGUAUGCACUAUUAUUACCAUUAUUUUUAUUCUUGUUUUUGUUGGUUUAUUUUUGUGUGUGUACAGUAUUUUGUUUUUUAUAUAAUAGCAAACUGAGUCACUGCUUAUUGGAUCUAAACUAAUGCUUUGAAAAAUCUUGCAGAGCUACAAUGCCUUACUCUGUGCCUAGGUAGUGAUAUUUAUGUACAGUAGUGCAAAAUGUCCUGGCAUCCUAUAGGAUUUGAACCCAGUACCCUGGAUUGGUAGGCAAGCACCUUGCUGAUCUACACCUCCACUCUAAUAUAUUAAAUAAUAUUAUAAAUAUUAUAAUUAUUACUGUUACAAAAUAUUUGUUAUUAUUUCAUUACUAUUAAAUAAUUAUCUUUAUUCUGCAA
Molecule: messenger RNA, 5342 nt
Organism: Anneissia japonica
Lineage: Eukaryota; Metazoa; Echinodermata; Crinoidea; Comatulida; Comatulidae
Product: diacylglycerol kinase epsilon-like
Exons: 10
Coding region: 69-1793 (574 amino acids)
Molecular function (GO): ATP-dependent diacylglycerol kinase activity
Source: RefSeq, a predicted model, not a curated record